UAGGAUGCCAACUGCCCAAAAAUACCACCGAAGAAGUAAACGGACGCGAACAGUGACCAAGAACAAUUACCACUUUAGCGUUUUUAUUGUUGUAUUUAGACGUUUAUUAACACACUGGAACUCAAAGUAUGCCGAUUUUUACUUCACGGCAUCACAUAAUUACCUCAGGUAGUCUGUAAUUCGCGUUGGAAACAGGACUUGGUUCAUAUACCUAUGUUAUCUAGGUAACGCUUGCUAGCUGCUAACAAUGGCUGACUGUAUGGUUUUUCACACUCAAAUAGCCUCCAUUAUGGAGGUUCUAGCGAAUGCAGCCGUGGCAGAGAUCUGUAAACUAGUAGAUGACGACUAUGCAGUGUUUCGUUUAGAAGUUACUCAAAGCCAGAAAGAAAACAGAGGAUUGCGGAGGAAACUACAGCUACUGGAACUGAAGGUGGCACGGGAGCGCGCAGAGAGGACAAUACGAGAGCGCGUCGUCGCCAGUCGUCCCAGUAGUGUCAAGAUCCUCGAUCGAUACAGAGGAAUGGCAAGAGGUGAAGGACAUCUCACUGGAGGCCACAGGAGCUUUGUGAAACCAGCGGGACACAACGCGUGGAUAGAUGACCAACCUAUAGCUAUAGAUGAGGGGAGUGGAACCUCAACCCAGCAUGUUAUUGUGAUAGAGUCUGCAGAUGCAGAGGCUGCAGGUCCUGGGGUCAAUCAGGAGGGGACUGAAGGAAAGGACUCAAGACACAGAGACAUCCAGACUGGAGCGCUCCCUGUAGCCACGGAGGACCGCGGCGCCACGCCCAGGACCUCCCGCAGCAUCACGGAGGAGGAGGAGGGUCCAGAGGUGCUGCUGGUCAAGGAGGAGGGGUGUGAGGAGGGUCUGGAGAACCCUGAGGGGAACAUGGUCAUGGAGGACAACCAAACUACACCUCCUCUUGAACCCACAGAGGAACCAGCUGAGCAGCACAGGAACACACACUGUAUCACUGAGUCAGUAGACAUGGAGGAUGGGAAGCAUGAUCUGCUGCUAGUCAAAGAGGAGACCAUAGAAGAUGAACCAGAGAGCAUGGAUCUGCUGAGUGGACUAAAGAUGGGGGAGCAAGGUGAUUGGCUGGAGGCUAACAGAGGAGACUGGACGGCCAUCUUGAAUUCCCAGACCCAGACCGGUGGAGCCAAGGGCUUACGGGACAACAUCACUGAGCAGGCCAGGACCAGAGGCGACAAAGUGGAGUCUGCUGUCCAUGAGAGCCUGCUGUCAUCUGGUGUUGCUGGUGGGAGAGACUGGGCCUCUGAGGUGGCUAGUCACAAAGCCUGGCCCCGGAUCAGAACCCUGGAUCAGCAGCCUUCGCUCUUCCUUCCCGAGUCGGAACCAGGACCCAACUACGAGGGACCGAGACUCCACCACCACACAGAACACAACCAGUGGACAGGUGGACUGAACAACCUCAGUCCUGGUGGUCAUCAGAGAGGCUCAAGUCAGGGAUCCAGUCUGCAGCCCAGACCCUUCUCUUCACAGUCUCAGUGCAGGGAUGUAGCAGGGCCUGGGGCUGAUAGAGAUAGACCCUCCUGUUCCUAUGAUACAAACACCACAGUGUCCAUGAUAAACAGUGCAGGUCUUCCUGGGCUUCAGCCUUCACAGAGAGUGGUGGGAGACCCCCCUGGUAGGAGUCUAACAGGAAGUCUUUCCUCUCCAUCAGGAUCUCGUCUAAUGCCUGGUGAAUGGGUUCAUAGAAGGUCUGGGUCUAGCCUUCCUCAUUUACCUCAUGGUUACCCUAGCAAUACAGACAGAGUCAGGAUGGGUGUUCAGCACAAGCGCUUCCUAGCCUCUAACACAUCACAAAAUCCCAACAACACCCAAACAAUGGCUAGAGGUCAAGGAGGGAGCUCAAAGACUAACCACCUGAGGCUGGCUCCUGCUUCUACCUCCUCUGGUGUCAUUGGGAGGCCGAGCAUUAGGACUGACGCCGACAAGCCGUACACCUGCCCAACGUGUGGGAGGCGCUUUGCUAAAGCGAGCUAUGUGAAGAUGCACCAGACCGUUCACACCAAGGAGAAGCCCUUCAAGUGCAAACUAUGUUACAAGAGCUUCUCCUUCCUGACUAACCUUAUCAGACAUAGGAGUGUCCACAAUGGGGAAAAAUCGUAGCAGUGUGGCCUGAGAUGUACACAGGGGGUGUCAGGGUGACAUAUUAUAGUUAUGUGAAGUGUCUUUGGGUAAGAGAGUAAUUAACCACAUACCCCUCAUUAACCCGUUGUUAACUUGUCUUUUGAAACAGGCUUGUUUAAACUGUUUUUAGAGAGAGAGUAAACAUGGGCUAGAACAAAGAUAGUUGAAUAUUUACCUUACUGAGGUGAUGUAGAUGGAAUAAAGUAAUUGUAUUAUUUU
This is a messenger RNA of Oncorhynchus keta (chum salmon), 2371 nucleotides long. Its product is annotated as zinc finger protein with KRAB and SCAN domains 1-like. Bases 248 to 2131 code for a protein of 627 amino acids. The record is from RefSeq and is a predicted model, not a curated record. The transcript is spliced from 7 exons. Lineage: Eukaryota; Metazoa; Chordata; Actinopteri; Salmoniformes; Salmonidae. Gene Ontology annotation, cellular component: nucleus.